Molecule: messenger RNA, 585 nt
Organism: Solanum stenotomum
Lineage: Eukaryota; Viridiplantae; Streptophyta; Magnoliopsida; Solanales; Solanaceae
Exons: 4
Coding region: 1-585 (194 amino acids)
Source: RefSeq, a predicted model, not a curated record
AUGGAAGCGGAGAAAUCUGAGUUGUCAGCUGUUUCAUCUAAUCGGGUCAGAAGGUUAAUCAUGCAUCCACGAAGAGCUAUCAGGGGUCGUCCUGCUAGAAUGAAUGUUGAGGAGCAAAGGGUUGGGCAACAAAGAGGAGCUAGACAGGAAGUGACUGAUACUUCGAGAAUCCGAGAGUUCUUAAGGAUGAAUCCUUCAAGUUUUACUGGUUCAAGCACUAUCGAGGAUCCGGAGAGUUUUGUGGAGGAGCUGAAAAAUGUAUCUAAGGUUAUGCACGUUGCCGAUGUUGAGCAAGUAGAAGUAGCUGUAUAUCAACUGAAGAAUGUUCCUAGGACUUGGUUUGACCAGUGUAAGAAGGUUAGAGCUGAGGGAGCACCACUUGUUGAGGAAGAGAAGUUGAGGGAUUGGGAGGAAUUUAGAAAUAAGAAGGCUAAGACGUCAUGGAAUGAGUCCGGGCAACAAAGAAAUAAUGAGAACCGAUCUUUUUUCCAACAAAAUAAAAAGGGACCUGCUCCAUCAUCUGCAAGUGCACCUUCAUCCAGAAACAAAGGUGAGUAUAAUAGUCAGAAUUCACAGCAUUUAUGA